Molecule: messenger RNA, 5350 nt
Organism: Caenorhabditis auriculariae
Lineage: Eukaryota; Metazoa; Nematoda; Chromadorea; Rhabditida; Rhabditidae
Source: the annotation of a GenBank genome assembly
AUGAAUCGGAUGAAGACGCUGAUCGCAGGCGCGACAAGUUUCGCCAGGGAGCGCGGGCGAGAGGAUGACAGGUUUGAGGAUUUUAAAAUGCGUUCAAUAAUGUUUUUUGUAGACGUGGGGCGAACAACUUCUCGAGAGAUUAUUCGAGUCAGAAGAGAGGACCACCUCGUCGGGAUGAUUACGCAGCCAAACGUAGUCGUGUUGAGUGAGUCGUUUUCAAAAAUAAAUAGAAAAUACUCGUUACUUGAUAAAAAAAAUUAUGUUGACUCCUUGACAUCCUCGUAGGUAACCCUAAUAAAAAUCUUUUUUUAUUAAUAGCAGAAAUUGUAUAUGGUAUAUGCUUUCAAUAUAAUUUUAUACGCGAUUAUGAUUAGUGUUUUAUCGAAUUGAAAGAGUUUCAGUUUGAUUUCGGAGAUAAUAUGAGAGAUCGAAAUGCGAAUUUUUUUUUUCUCGGCCAGAGAGACUUUAAUUUAGCAAAAUUAUUUUUACUUCAUAUUAAUUGGAAAAAAUCGACCAUGGUGGCAAUCCUGAAGGUAUAGAACAAAAAUGAGAGUUUUAAGUUGAACUGAAGAUUUUUUAUUUUGUAUGUUAAUACUCGGGCAAAACUGAAAAGUUCCUCAAGAGCUUUUCUCAAUAAAAAGACUUUUUAAGACACCCCAGCAGACUUUUGUAAUAUAUUUCAUUUCAUUUUCCCAUCUUUUUCACAUCCUUUCAACAAGAAGGAUACUGGAAAGGAACUUAUUAGACUAGGGGGGAUGGAUCCGCUCAGAAUAUGAAAAAAAAAAGCUGAAAAGUUUUUUUCACGUCAUUUUAGGAGUGUUUAGAGGAACCUUUUUAGCUCCCUCUCAGAUUCCAUUGAGGACCCUUAAACGAAAAUUUCAGUUUUACCUAUGUAAUAAAAACUGUAAUUUCAGUGAUGCGGCGGACUCCUAUGACCCCGUGAUCAGAAACGGAGAAGAAGAUCCAAUGAAUGGCGCACCAACCGGACCCAUGCUAACUUUCAAACGAUUCCUUCUCAAUCAAGAAGACGAUAUUUCCGAUGAAGAUGCCGUGAAGAAGUACAACGAGUACAAAAUAGAUUUCAAGAGGCAGCAACUGGAACGCUUUUUCCGAGCUCACAAAGAGGAAGAAUGGUUCGAAAUGUUAUCGUCAAAGGCCAGAGGCGCAUUAUGCCGCGGUCAACCGGAUUCCAAAUCAUUACUUUUUUUUUCCACUUGGCUAGGAGGCCCUUCAACCAUUUCCACCGCUGAAUGAUUGAUUUUGUUACUCAUUUUGCUCUGUUUUAUCAUUUCAAUUUGGAGUUCGAAGCUAGGAAACUCGACUAAUUUCAGGUUCCGUCAAAAGUAUAAUCCGAAGACUCGAAAAAGGUCAAAGAUUUGCAAUUGACAAAUGUCUUGCGAAGAUUGGAGAUUUUCAACGAUUUGAAGAAGGCCGGAAACUUCGAUGGACUCUCCCUGGAGCACAAAAAUGCUGAGAAAAUCAUUCGUGCAUUGGACGCUGGUUGGUCUUUUCCUGAAUAUUUGUGAUAUAAUUGAACUUAAGUGGUUGUCAAAUUGGAAGGAGGAACGGAAGAAGAGUUGGCAGCCGUUCUCGCACAGAAAAUCGACGAUGAAUCGCUGGCAGAGUUGAAGGUGAAAUUCUAGUUUUCAUUCCAAAAAAACUCCACGUCUGUGUACAUCAAUGCGAUAAAAUGAAGGGGUUCAAAAUCUAAAAUUUCGAAAAUUUUCAAUAUAUUAAGAAUUCCAGAGGGGUCCCUAUAGGGGUUAGGGGUGAAAAAAACAGACCUUAUAGGGCGUAAACUAAGGGUGUUCCUUCUAGGGGUUCAGAGUCCGAACCCUAAAGCUCAGGGGUCUUUCAGCUUCAUUUAAAAAAAAUGCUCACUUGUUUAAUUUUUCGCAUGGAAAUGCUACUUUUUAGCAUAGAGUGAAAAGUUAUCGUCUAGCAUGUUCCCUAUAGGGCUCAAUAACUAAACCUCCCUAUUGGUACUACCUUUGUAAGCUUUAGUUGCUCCUAGAGGGGACCUUCAAGGGCUUCUAAGCUUGUAGCUUCUAAGCUUGUACCCCGGACCACUCACGCUGGAGUUCCUAAGUAGUUAGUAAGUAGUAAAAUAUGACUAUUUGUUCAAUAAAAAUGUGUUUUCGCAUCUAAAGAUUGUAAUAGUUGAAGGGACCGGCAUCUUUAUCAUAUUUUUAAACUCAUUCUCAUCAUUUUGUCACUUCAGAAAGAGAAAAAUGAAGGAGAUUCUGGAAACGUGGACGUCGGUAACGAAAACAGCCAGACUGAACUUGAAGAAGGGGCUAUUGAAGAUGGUAACAGUUGUUUUUUACUACUGAAGUUCCGUUUUUUUCAGAAAAUGACAAGCAUUCGUCCAAAGUGAGCAUUCACAAGACGAGUUCUGUUUUUCUGCGCAAUAUCCCGCCAAGUGUAACUUUUGAAGAGCUCGAAACGGUAUAUGAUUAACAAAAUCAACGAGUUAUUCGUUUUGUUCCAGCUCUGCAAAAAGAGCCCCGGAUUUUUGCGUUUGGCAUUGUCGGACGCGAUUUCAGAGAGGAAGUUUUAUCGUCGUGGAUGGGCGACUUUCAAGCGUGACGUCAACAUCAAGGAGAUUUGUUGGAAUUUGAACUCUGUCAGGGUUAGUUGAUUUCUGGAAAUUUUAAAAAAGGAUCUAGGAAAAAGUUUCUGAUGAAAACCUUUCAAAAACUUGGUCUUGAGCGGGAAGUUAAAAAAUUAUUCGAAAAUUUAGUUCUUUUAAUAGAAAAAUGCCUUUUGAGAGGGUCUUUUGUUGCCCAAAAAGGCCUAAAGCUAAAUCAUCAUAUUUUGUACGUAGGUUUUUUUGAAAAAGAAUUUGAGAUCGGGCUCUUUAAAUUCUUCCUCACAAGUCCAAACGACCUCAAAAAGAAAAGCCAAAGCUCCUUUUUAAGUCCCUAAAAAGGUGUCAAAAGUUUUUUUGGAAUCUCUUUUUCCUUUCUCUUCUUUUCCUCCUUUUAAAGGUCAAAAGAAAAAAGGUAAUUUUUAGCCCUUUUUUCCAAAAGAUUUUUUUGAGACCUUUUGGACUCUGCCCGUGCCUAUAGCUUCUCUCUAUUGCUCUUCAAUUUCAGUGGUAGUUGUUUUUUUUAGAUUCGCGACACCGACAUGAAUGGCAUUAUCAACCGCGACAUUACCCGCCGCGUUCGGACAACAAAUGGUAUUUCUGGUCAUCGACAAGUCGCUUCCAACGACUUGAAACUUGCCGUCAAGGUUUUGAGUUUUUUAUCCCGGCAAGUUGAUUUUUUGAUUUUCAGUUGGUUUCGCUCUAUGACAAAAGAGCUGGAUUGUUCAAUGCGGGUACCGAAUCGGAAGAAGAACGAGAGAAGGUUUCCCCUCUUUUUGAUUCUCCAGUAAAUAUUCUCUCAGGAUAUUCGUAUGGGCGUCGACCUCGUCGGUGCAAAUACCAAUCCACUCCUCUUGGAAAUCAGAAGAUCUGUGAACAUCUCAGAAAUCAGCCCCGAAGAAGAAGAACUUCUCGGUAAACUAAAAAUGAUCAUUUUUAAUCAGUUUUCCAGGUCUCUCAACUGGGAACGAAAAGAACGGACUGGAAGAAAAGUCGCUCUACGUCAGAGACGACAAGAUCCUGAAAGCUCUCGACUUGGUGAUUCUGUAUCUGCGCAUAGUGCACUCGGUCGACUUCUACAACCACGGCCACUAUGCAAACGAGGAUGCGAUGCCCAAUCGGUAGCCCAAAAUCCGUCAAACCAUCUUCUAAUCGAGUUUUUCCAGUUGCGGCCUUUUGCACGUUCGUGGACAGCCACCACCGCCUUCUCAGUUCGGUGCCGAUGACAACGGAAAUAUCCUCCUUUCCAAUAAAUUCGUUCAUGUAACUUGCUUUCAGAAGCUUUUCAUCAAAACUAUGCGACUUUCAGGAUUUCAUAGCUGGCUUCAACACUCGCAUCGAAAAAAGUCUGGUAGAGCGCGUCUACGUCAGCGAAGAGGAGCAGGAAAAGUUGGGGAAGAAAGACGGCGACAAGUUUGUUUCCCAACGUCUUUUUAUUCUUAUCCUGUGACACAGAGAGAUCGAAGCGUUCAUCCAGAAAAACAGUGUCGAACUGGCCAAAGAAAAGUGGCUCUGUCCGCUCUCCGGCAAAAAGUUCAAGGGACCCGAGUUCAUCCGGAAACACUUGCAAUCGAAGCACGAGGACAAGCUGAACGAAGUCAAAGACGAGGUCUGAAGUGUUCUCCUCCUUUAAUUUGUUUUCUAAGACCCCUAGGUAUAUUGACUAACUCCAGAUUCAGGGAAAAUUCCGGAGUCCCCCCUCACGUCCGAGCAAGCCCGUGUGUGUGUUCACAGCACAAACCCAUGAACCUAUAAACUAUCCUCAAAACUUUUCUUGUCUUCUUCUGCCAAUAAUUCAUGGUAAAUGUCGUUCCAAAAGUUGAUGCGAUGUGAUACGAAAUUGAAGAAAAUCAUUGAAGGUUUCGUUCUUAUUGACCUUUCCAGGCGGUCUUUUUCAACAAUUACAUCGCGGAUGCGAGCAGACCAGUUGAUGUCGACAUCCGUCCCUCCGCCGUGUCUUCGACAUCGAACCUACGCGAUCGCGAGCGAGAAACGCCGGCGAAUCGGGAACGCGAAGACGAACGAGACCGCUUCCGUCAGUACCAUUUCAUAUAAUACAUUGAGUUUUCGAACUUUUGAGAAGGAUUGAUUUCGAUUCGAACACCCUGAUUUGGUUUCUUAGGCUGUUAAAAUAAUCUUAGCUCUGAAGUUUCUAAUAAUCAGGUUCUAAUACGUAAGGAAGUUUGAAGCAGCAAAAUGAAAAACUUUAGACAAUCUUUAUGAUUUUCUUUGAAAAAUUAACGGAAAAGACUGUUCCCCUUUUAAUUUUGCACAUAUGAGAAAAAGAACAAAAAUUUAUCAAAUAAGUCGUUUUUACUUGAUUUUCCAGGAAAAUCGUUUAAUUUGCAAAUUAAUUUGAUGGCCCUGAAGAAUCCAGUGACAGAUAUUUGUAGCCCAAGUACUUUUGUAGAUUAAACAAAUGCUUUUUUUCAUUAAAUUUUCAAAGCUGACAUUUAUCUCACAUUAAAACCCGAAUUUUCUAUCAUUUUGAUUGAAAACAGAGCAAAAAAGUUGAAUAUGUUCUCUGAAAUUGUGAAUUUAAGGACCAACUUCAUAUGAUCGAUCUCGAGGCGGCCCUCGAAAUAGCUUCGGCUACGGGCGCGAUUCGGGAAGACCUGGGAAUGGACGGUGCGCAUUUUCUCUUCGACAAACCUUUCAUCCAUUCUCCUCCUUUUCAGCUACUUCGAAGACCAGCCACAGCGACAGAAUCGCCCACAAGUUUCGUAUCGCGACCUCGAUGCUCCCGAAGAUAUCCCGUAA